CUACACCUCCAGGCAUGCCCCUGGAGGAAGUGCGGUUCGGGCUCUUCCUGCAGGUGUUUGUGUGACCGGAAGUUUGGAUUCUGGGGUCCCUACUCCUCUCUGUCCUUCAGUCUGUGACGCCGCUGUCCAAGAUGGACAAAGUCGGUGCCAUUUUUGGAGGCUCCCGGGGUAUUGGCAAGGCAGUAGCUAAGUUAAUGGCCCAGAAAGGCUACCGACUGGCGAUCGUGGCCAGAGAUCUGGAAGUGGCCAAAGCCGCCGCGGGCGAGCUGGGCGGAAGUCACUUGGCAUUUAGCUGUGACAUUGCAAAAGAGCAGGAAGUUCACCAUACCUUUGCAGAGAUUGAGAAACAUUUAGGUCAAGUAAAUUUCUUGGUAAAUGCAGCUGGUAUUAACAGGGAUAGCCUUUUAGUAAGAACAAAAAUGGAAGACAUGCUGUCUCAGCUUCAGACUAACCUGGUGGGUUCCAUGCUGACAUGUAAAGUGGCUGUGAGGACUAUGCUUCAACGGCAGGGUGGGUCCAUAGUUAACAUAGGGAGUAUUAUUGGAUUAAAAGGCAAUUCUGGCCAGUGUGUGUACAGUGCUAGCAAAGGAGGGUUGGUUGGAUUUUCACGUGCCCUUGCUAAGGAGGUUGCAAGAAAGAAAAUCAGAGUGAAUGUCGUUGCACCAGGAUUUGUUCAUACAGAUAUGACGAAAAACUUGAAUGAAGAACAGCUGAAGAAAAACAUUCCUCUUGGGAGGUUUGGAGACCCCACUGAAGUGGCACAUGCGGUCGUGUUUCUGUUAGAAUCACCAUAUGUUACAGGCCAUGUUCUAGUUGUGGAUGGGGGAUUGCAACUCGUGAUAUAACUGGAGAUUACUUAAUAACAAUGGUGGUUAGCAUCAGGACACAUUUUGUUGGUUACUAUUUAGAUGAUCAUACCUGCAAGGAUGACAUUUUUCAGGGAAAAGUACAUUGAUUCCUGCCUUCAUGUCUCAAAACAGCAUUUAAGCAAUUCUUUUUUAUUUAAUGGUGUGGGUCUGUUUUUAUAGGCCAUAGAAAUUUUAGCAUAUAUACAUUUUUCAAGGAAUAUAAACCAGCAUUAAUUUAUAUACUUUGUCUUGAAAUUAAAAGAAAAUUAUGUUGUCUAAUUGUGAUAAUUUCCUUGUAUCAGGCUGAAUUUUCAAGAAGAUAACCUUUUGGGUCACCAAAUAAGAGUAUUUAUAGAACAUUUAUUAAUUGCCAAUACUUUAGUAGCCCAGCUCUAGUUAAACUUUUCUCUGUUUUUGUUUGUUGAGGAAGGAUCUCAUGAUGAAGCCCAGGUUGAACUCAGCCUCAAACUCUGUUCUCUUGUCCUCAGCCUUCCUGGUUCAGGGAUUACAUGUGUGUGCCACCACACUCUGCUUACUGGAUUGUUAAAGCAUGUGUGUAGGCAAUCAGCUUUUAUAUAAGUUGGAAAAAAUAGUAUCAGAUAAAGACAUGCAUUUAGAGAUGAUUUCUUUCUUCAACCUUCCUCUUCCUCUUCGCUCCCUCUUCCCUUGCCCUUCUCUUCCUUUAUUCUGUGGCAAGGUCUCAUCCUGUAGCCCUUGCUGGCCUUGAAUUCAGAACAUUCCUUCUUCAGUUGAGUGCUGGGAAUAUAGACAUAAGUCUCCAUGCCUGGCUUAUACUUGACUCCUUAAUUGAUAGCAAAGUAAUCUGCAAGUUUAAGUGCAAUGCAGUUGACUGCCUAUGGCUAGACAUUCACAAAUUAUGAAGAUUGGUCCUUAUUGUAGGGUUAAAUAUCUGCUAUAGUUAUACAUUGCAUCAAUCAUGAAUUUAGGGAAUUUUUUUCCCCUACAAAAACCUUAGUCCUAGCCCUCUACUUAAAAACCAGUUAAGGGCUGGAGAGAUGGCUUAGCAGUUAAGCGCUUGCCUGUGAAGCCUAAGGAUCCCGGUUCAAGGCUUGGUUCCCCAGGUCCCACGUUAGCCAGAUGCACAAGGGGGUGCACGUGUCU
Messenger RNA from Jaculus jaculus (lesser Egyptian jerboa), 1970 nucleotides. It is a transcript of the gene Cbr4, whose product is annotated as carbonyl reductase 4. The record is from RefSeq and is a predicted model, not a curated record. Gene Ontology annotation, molecular function: quinone binding; oxidoreductase activity, acting on the CH-OH group of donors, NAD or NADP as acceptor. Bases 132 to 845 code for a protein of 237 amino acids. NCBI's taxonomy places the organism in Eukaryota, Metazoa, Chordata, Mammalia, Rodentia, Dipodidae. Gene Ontology annotation, biological process: fatty acid biosynthetic process. The transcript is spliced from 5 exons.